AUCGCUUUCGAGGCAUCUUUAAGAUGUCCUACACCGGAGACGCCUUUCUCACCCUCAAGACUCGAGUCCAAGCGAAUCCCCUCAAUACCUACCUCGUCACCAGACCUUCCUUUGCGACGCCCCUGCCGGUCGCUGCAGCAACUCCUCUCACCAUCCCCCUUCAAAUUACGUUAUCCGAUUUCAAAUUAUCCGGCUUUGUGAUAUUGGUAUUUUCGAAGCAGAAGGGCAUUACCGUGGUUUUCCGAAAUGAUCCGCUCGAGUCGCUCAAAGUCUCAUCGACGUUCGAUUCCAUCCCCUUCGUGCGCGACUUCCUGCAGAGGGAAAUCGAGGCGCAAUUGCGAAUCCUGUUCAUGGAUGAACUGCCCGCCAUCAUCCACCGGUUAUCCCUUCGACUGUGGGUCCCCGAAUAUCGGACCGGGGAGGAAACGGAAAACGAACCGACCAACGUCGCGGGUGAAGGUCCUGGCCAGGAUCCCUUGGCCAGUCCACCACAGGAUCCCGUCGAUGCGUCGGGCAAUGCGCUAGAUGAGUCAGAAAUCGCUUCGCUCUCGCUCGAUUCGACAGUCGAGACGCAUUCUUUGUUUUCGCAGAAGAAUUUGCUGCGGUUGGGCGCCCUGACGGAUUCCCAGCGAACUCUAUCACUGUUUACUCCGUCCAUUCAGGAGGUGGUAUAUCGCGCAUGGACUUCGCCGUCUGACCAGGCCGAUGUUCCAGGAGGCGUGAUGGCCCCCUUGAGUCCGAUCCUCUCCCGGACCCAUUCCCAGGCCGGCGGGAUGUCCUCCUUCCAGGAUACCGCCAGCAUGGUAUCCACCCACAGCCGAUCAUCGGCAAACUCCAACACAUUCAGCAGCUAUGGGUUGAGUUUGGGAGCUGGCCGCCAUUCGAAGUCCAACGCCAGGAGGCGGAAGAAGCGCGUGGUGGACCUGCGUCGCCCCAAGGCCACGGAUGAUUCUGCCAGCGUGAGCGGCGAAAGCACUUUCACGGAGACCACCAGUGCGCCAUCGAUUUGCUCUGACUCUCUGCCUGUGGUGAGCGAACAAACCGAUGACCCCGUGACGCCCCCACUGUCGCCGGACAGUGGACUCAACCUUCCCACGAUCCCUGAACGACACCGUCUGAGUCUUUCGCGGCCGAUGCCCCGCCGUGACAUUGCGGCCGAAAUGUCCCGGGAGACCGGCGAACCGUCUUCGUCUCGCCCGAUUCAUCAUUCGGCAGCUGAAACGGAAACCACUCCUCGGGUCGCCGUACACCCCCACGUCGCUGCUCGACGUGACAGUGAGAAGCAAGACGCGGGUGUUUCGCGUCAACUCCCGUCGACGGCCCUUCCCUUUACCGACGCGAAGCCGACCUCGAGCAUCGUUGACCAAGCGCUGGUGGAGCGGCUGGCGGGUGAAAUCGCCCGUCGCAUGCGAGACGAGAAAAUGGCCCCGGGCAACCCCUGCAGCUCGUUUUGGGACCGUCUCAGCCAUGAUGAUGCUCCUCCAGCGUAUGGCCAGUGACUGCUCUGGUAUAAGCGUCGCUGUACUUUUUCCUUCUCUUCUUUGAGGCAUCGAGGCUGUUUACAGGACGAUCCUCAUGCUCCAGCCAGCCUGGAGCGUUUCAUGACUGAUACGACGUUGCAUUUUAAUCGUGCUGUGGUUUUCCCCUGGCCUUAUCUCCGGCGUGACUUCUAGCGGGCUUUAGAACUUGUACAUUGAUUGGACUGUACCCAUAAAAGAAUCGGGCGUGUUUGUGCUUUUUUAUCCCCUUCUGCUUUCUGUGACUUACUGUGUGAGCGACCUGUUUCUGAGGGAUACCCCCUGACCGACUAUCUUUAAUUGUCCCUGACCAUCUUUAUCCUUUGUCUUUGUUAUCUCUCAUCGUCUUCUACUGUUAUUGGGGUGGGAUCAGGACUGGAGUCACCGUGCAAUUGACGGACAAAUUGCUGUAGAGAUCCGUGAGCAAUCAAUGCAUGCACGCUUGCUAUAUAA
Aspergillus heteromorphus CBS 117.55 is the source of this 1970-nucleotide messenger RNA. RefSeq names its product MDM34 family protein. Bases 24 to 1499 code for a protein of 491 amino acids. Lineage: Eukaryota; Fungi; Ascomycota; Eurotiomycetes; Eurotiales; Aspergillaceae. Gene Ontology annotation, biological process: mitochondrion organization; phospholipid transport. Gene Ontology annotation, cellular component: ERMES complex. Gene Ontology annotation, molecular function: lipid binding. The transcript has 2 exons. The record is from RefSeq and is a predicted model, not a curated record.